AUGAGGCAACAUAACCCCUGGACAAAUCAACUUGUAUCUGGCUGUUUUAUUCAUACUUUUCGAAUAUUGUAUACGCACAGUAUCGACUGUGUUGGCAUAGUGAAACUACGCAACACGGAUGUGGAGCAACGGUGUGCAGCCAUUGCGAGAUUGAGUUCUUUUACCGGACUGGCUGUGGCCACCAACACCAGCAGCACCGGUGACAGUGAUGGCAACCGUGUAGCCAACCGUGUCGCAACACCAACUCCUGCCAGCAUCACGACCUCUAUACUCUUGCCUAACGAGACUUUGGCUCAAAACGCCCUGGAACCACCGGUAUUUUCACUCCCUGCAUCCAGGCCCCCUGUAAGCAGAUGCAUAAACCGUCAUUCGGCCAGUUGCCAUGGCAACAGCAGCGUCAACUCCGCUACUAUUGCUUGCACAGUCUAUCCCUCGGCCUCAUCGCUGACCAAGAAGUUCAAGUCGACCAGAGCACGACUUGCGUUCCGCCUCUGGCUGCCACAGCCGGUGGAGGCGAGAACACCAACUCAAUUACCGUCGAAGACUGUACCUCUUUUGCCUGUCGAGGCAUUGGAUGAGAAGAGGAAGGGUUCUGGAAGCAUUUUGGCGUCCGAUGAGGAGGCCUGCGGCACGUCAGAGGCGAGUUCAGGCCCUCACUUUGUGUACGAACCGAUUCAAGUGGCAAGCGAGGCGAUCCUGUGCAGCUCGUCCAACAACAACAAAUAG
Messenger RNA from Protopolystoma xenopodis, 726 nucleotides. NCBI's taxonomy places the organism in Eukaryota, Metazoa, Platyhelminthes, Monogenea, Polystomatidea, Polystomatidae. The record is from the annotation of a GenBank genome assembly.